Molecule: messenger RNA, 5456 nt
Organism: Nematostella vectensis (starlet sea anemone)
Lineage: Eukaryota; Metazoa; Cnidaria; Anthozoa; Actiniaria; Edwardsiidae
Exons: 35
Coding region: 457-4926 (1489 amino acids)
Biological process (GO): cell surface receptor protein tyrosine kinase signaling pathway; protein phosphorylation; positive regulation of kinase activity
Cellular component (GO): signaling receptor complex
Molecular function (GO): protein binding; transmembrane receptor protein tyrosine kinase activity; ATP binding
Source: RefSeq, a predicted model, not a curated record
GUUUGUAUCCGGGAUUAGGGCCAGUUGGCCGGGAAUAGGGCAAAUUAGUGACACAUACUUUUCGAGCACGGCGCCCUUAACUCAAAAAAAAUAUAUGCAUAUAAUAUAAAUAAUUUGUUAGAUUAAGGUCCAAUCUUGUUACUGGCAAAAUAUCAAAAGUGUUCUUUUUAUCGCUAAAAAAUUAUGAUGCUAAAUGCAAAAACCGUCCGUAAUUUGGGCAACACACAGUACUUAAUGUUUAUCUAAUAAUUGCUAAACAUAUUUAUGCCACUUGUUACGCAUCUGUGCUCAUUGAACGUCAUGGAUAGUGAUAUUUAAAUUCCACUCGCUCGCGCAUCCUGUUCCACUGUAGUGUUGACAGCAAAGGGUUGUGUGCUAAAAUUGCCUGUUAACAGUCGUUUUACAUAAGGAGUUAGGAAACUGAUCGCGUGGUUGGGUGUGAGCCUCGAUACACCGAUGUCACUACCAGUGUGGGUAUGGUGCGUGGUGGUGUUUGUGUUGCUGUCAGGGGUUUCUGGAGGCUCUGCGAGGUUCAUUCGAGACAAGCCUGUUCCUUGGGUCAAGGCGAGGUGUUAUGCACACUGCAUAGAAGAGUGUCUCAAUCCAUGUGGCAAGGACCCUGUCAACAUGGAAGCCUGUAACACGACCUGCAACGGAACACCGAUCUGUUUGAAGAGUUGCGAGUUCUUUCUCUCAAUACGAAAUCUGAGCGACCCAGAAAACCCACAAAACGCGACGACCAUAUCCAAGCCCACCCCUCCCGUGUUCAACAGCAGCGCAUCAUCCCUCUCUAGCAUAAUGUUGUCAUGGCAACGACCUGUAAACGCCACAGGUGGCGUGGUCUAUAUGCUGGAUGUGUUAUGGACCCCGGGGAACCCAACACCUGGAAAGUCAUGGGUUUUUCAGAAAAUCCUCUUGAAUCCAAUGGCAACGCUUACACUCAGUGACAUGUGCGGGGCUGUUGCCUUUGCCUUGGAUAGAGACAUGAAGGAUAUACAGUACACCUUCCAGGUCAUCGCUCUUACAAGAAACAGCCGCCCGUCUAUCAGUGAUCCAGCAACUGGCAUUAGGAUGCCAAAACCAGAGCCACCAAAGAAUGCCGAAGUUUCAUCGAUUAAAUACCACGUCGGCCAAUCCAGCAAUAACAUUUUACUUGAGAUCACGACUUCUCCACCUAUUGAUCCCUCUGCUGGACUUAUCGAUUCCUAUUUUGUGGAACAUGAGACUAAUUGUGGAGGCAUGGCAAGCUAUGUAAAAAACCUUGCAAAAUCGGAGACAGGCUCCAAUAACGUUUCUUUAAACACGGUUACAGAUUGUAAAAAAGGAAACCAAACCUUGAAGGCAUAUUCGAAUGCCAACUGCGUAAUAAGCAAGCCAUUGGAUUUCACCUUCUAUUAUCCAGGCUGCAACUUUAUAAAAGACUAUCCUACUAAGGAAUGCUGGAAGAUUGAUCCUCUUCCCACCAAUGAUAGCGAGCGCGCCGUGCGUGACCUGACCGUCAUACCUCUCCCGCCCGCAUCGGACUACAGAUUCUCCGUCAACGUGACCUGGCUCUCUCCCACUUACCCGUACAAGACUUAUGACCCACUGAAAUAUUUCGUGAAAAUCACGAAGCCUGAGGAAUUUUGUUUUUUUGGAAGAUGUACUAUCAUUCACAAAACUGUUCAUCCGCCCCAUAAUGGAAUUGAAACUGUUUUAACAUUCACAUACCUCGAACCGGAUAUAAAUUUCACUAUAGAGGUAGAAACGGAUAGCAAUGGGGCGGCUUGGCAACCUGUGGCACAGAAGGUUUACUACAAAUCCAAUGCCGUCCCAGUGGAGGAAACCCUGUGCCGAAACAUCACACAUCGGCUGUCGAACACGCACUCUCUUGCUACCAAGUUCAACGUGACAAUCACGUGGGUCCAGCCUCGAUUCCAGUAUGGAACGAUCACCAGCUACAGCGUUGCGUACAAAAAAGGCGACGAAGCUGAAAAAACCGCUACGGCCAAUGAGCUGGAAACUCCGACGUACACUUUCACCGGUUUGGAGUUCAAUGAACCUUUACUCUAUAAGGUACAGGCCAAUUAUAAAGAAUCAUGGAUUCAAAAAGAAGUGCUUUCCAGUAAUUGGACCGAGACAAAAGGCAAAGCUGUUCCUGUGAACUCUCUCAUCGUCCAGAAUGUGACUCUCGGCUUCUCGGACACGCAGACGAGUAUCUUUUCAGCAAUGGUCACGUGGGAUAGGCCUCUGUUCAAAUAUGGAACGAUUAAAGAAUAUAAAAUCACCUACAACAAGGGAAAUGCUCCCGCUGUCAGCACACUCGUCCAAAAAGGAAACAGAAGUCUUGUUAUCCCCGACUUCGAGUAUGGAGAACCGAUUACUUAUAAGAUUGAAUGUCAUUAUAUUGAAAAGUGGAUCAAUGUCGCUACAGCCAGGGUCACAAGAACCUUCUCCGCUGUCAAAGAACUGGACAAGAAAGUGGUUAUUGUGCGAGAGUUUAACAAAGAAAUACUUAGUCAUUCAUCGAAUUUCGAGGAAAACAAAGAGACGCAAAUGUUCACCUGGAAUGUACGCUGGUCCCCUCCUUCCACGCAGCACUACAGAGUCAUCCAUUACAUGAUAUCUUACAUACUUACUGGCUACACUUACAUCGAUUGCUCGUUUGGCCUUAACUCUUCUGACUGUCCUUAUCCAGAUGCUGUGGUGAAUACCACAACAUCCCUUACUGUUCGUCCCUCAGAGAAGAUUUUAAUAAAGGUUACACCUGUGUUCAAUGCAACUUUUGUGAAAGGGCAAGAACUUGUGGUGGAACUAAGCGCACCAGAACCAAGAGUGGAGAUUGUCAAGCCAAGGAAUCUCACUUUUGCCUUAAAUGCCUCUGUUGGAGGAGUUGUCAUCACUUGGUCACCCCCUCUCUUCAGGUUAAGCAAAGUCAAACAUUACCAGCUUCAAUACGAGAUUCGCACGAUAGCCGAGUCAUCUGAUAAAAGCGUUAAGUCUCGAAGACGAAGGGCUGUUAUUACCAACACCACAACGGACACCUCUCAUAUUGCGCCUUAUAUAACUGCUGGUAAUGAGAUGGAGUUUACCGUAACGCCGGUGUUUGCUGCUGAGGCUGUGCGAGGCCAGCCAUCUACUAGUGUGUACAUGUCGCAGCCCCAAGGAAACCCAGGUGCGUCAUCAUCUGGCAAGUGGUCUAAGGGAGAGGUAGCAGGCCUGGUCAUAGGAAUCCUCGCCAUCGUGCUGAUCAUCCUUAUUUUGUGGCUGCUGAUCGUGAAGGCUCAACAGAACAGCAAGGAAAAAAAGGGGAAACCAAUUUGGAAAUCCGGGGCCAUGCUUGAUCACUGGGAGGUUCCUGAGCAGAAGAUUAUCCGAGUAGAGGAGUUGGGCGAGGGAGCUUAUGGCAAAGUAUUCAGAGGCUACAUACUAGAGGUUCCUGAGCAAGUGAGCAAGUCAUCUAACUUCACGAAUAGUUUAAGGCACAAGAGUGUAUGGUCCACUCAAAACGAGAAAGGAAUCGAAGUUGCCAUCAAAAUGUUACACGAUACGUCUGUCACGGAACUGAGGGCUGAUUUCCUGAAAGAAAUUCAGCUGAUGAAAGAGGUGGGAUCUCACCGCAACAUCGUCAACAUGCUGGGCUGUUGCACACUGACGGAGCCCAUGUUUCUCAUUGUGGAGUACCUGCCGUACGGGGACCUUCUGCACUACUUGAGAAAGAGAAGGGGAAAGAUUAACCAGUUUUCUGCCGAUGAUCCGCGCGGACCAUAUCAUUCCACGUAUUGUCACAUGGUGCUUAGCUCAAAGGGACAAACUAUCACCACCGAGAAAACACGAGCAGACCGAAUCUACUUCAACAGUUUAGAUGAACAAAUCGAUAACGACACCGGAAUAGGCGUCGUUUCUUUUAAGGCACGUGGGGAUGGUGAUUUAAAGUACGAGAAUGUAGACGUUACCGAGAGCAUAGAUAUGGAUGUCAUGUCAGUGAAGGAGGAAGACGAUGUUCUCACGUCAGGUGACCUCAUGGCAUUUGCCUGGCAAGUCGCCCAGGGAAUGGAAUACUUGAGUAAGCGUGGCUUUGUCCACCGUGAUCUGGCGGCUCGUAAUGUGCUUGUUGGUGAUAACAAAGUUGCCAAGGUGGCGGAUUUCGGUCUGACUCGUCACAUGUACGAGGAUCUGUACCAGGGCAAGACGAGCAGGAAGCUGCCACUCAAAUGGAUGAGCAUCGAGGCCAUCUUUGAUCAGGCUUUCACCUCACAGAGUGAUGUGUGGGCUUAUGGUAUUUUUUUGUGGGAACUCGUCACGAUGGGCGGAACCCCGUACCCAGCCAUCAAUAAUCGUGAGCUGCUCCGCCUCUUGAAGGAAGGGUAUCGAAUGGAACAACCUGACACAUGCAGCGAUGACUUAUACAAGAUCAUGGCGGCUUGCUGGGAGGAGGACCCCGUUAUGCGACCCACGUUCUCGUCACUACGCGAGCAUCUUGAAAAGCUCAUGAUGAUGGACAACCCGUACUUUGACCCGAGUGGCGUGGACGAGUCACGUGACUACUACAAUGUCCCGUCAUUCCACAGCGCGCCAGACCCCGAGGAGGAUGAGGACCUGUUGGAGGAGAUUAUAAUUGUAAAGCAAAAUGGUGAGGAUUCGGAAAAGGACAUUGGUGAGAAUGACAAUCCCCAUGACAACCCGGGCUUUGAUCAUGAGCCGGACAAUGAAAAGGGGGAUGAUUUCACCACCGUAACAACGACCAACCAAGCUUCUGAUAGUACCGAGUCCCCACGAGACAACUCGGACGCGACCGAUGAAGCCAUGGAGAAGACCAGUCCCCACUCUGCCGAACACGACCUGAAUGCCGCCAGGAGAAGCAUCCAGUACACCCCUGUGGACUUCAGCGCCCUCGAGGCCAAGCUGUAUCGAAAACGAAACGCCUUUGGCGGAUUUAUCGGUUGAAGACAGGAGAAGGCGACAGUUGUUUUGUGAAGGGAUGGACCUUGACAAACUUAAAAGGGCCGUUUUCCAUAUUAAGGUGUCCAUGAGGUUAGUCUAUACAUGGGGCGCUCGGUGUAUACAUUCGCGUAGCAAACGCCGAGCCACGUGUCAAUUGCCAGACCCAUCCCCCUUUUCUUUGUUCGCGCGCCUCAGACAUCCCCGUUGUCAGCCUCAUGCAGGCCAGCACGAUGUCGGAGUAACCACUAGUUAAUAGUCUUGUUUUUCGAUAAGGCUUAGUGAUUCGAUAAGGCUUAAACACCUGGUUAUAAGGGCUUGUACUAUUAAGGUAAUGGUCAUAUCAAAACAAAAUAAAUUCAUUGUAAAUAGGGGGCGUGCUUGCCUGCCUUUAAACAAGCUAACACCUGGCUUAACCAGUUCUUUUUUGAAGGCAAAAAUAAAAAUAUGCCGAAAUAGACACGAAUAUAUAACCAUGUAUUAGCAAAAUGUAAUGUAUGCUCCUAGUUGGGAUAUUAAAACCCCGACCUUACAAA